Artibeus jamaicensis (Jamaican fruit-eating bat) is the source of this 1077-nucleotide messenger RNA. RefSeq lists its product as uncharacterized. Bases 1 to 891 code for a protein of 296 amino acids. The transcript has 4 exons. NCBI's taxonomy places the organism in Eukaryota, Metazoa, Chordata, Mammalia, Chiroptera, Phyllostomidae. The record is from RefSeq and is a predicted model, not a curated record.
AUGAGCAUCCUUAAAAUCUGUGAAUGGAGACAUAGUGAAAACAGAACGGACUUGCUCAACGUCACCCUGCCCACUUUUCGGUCUCUCCCUGUGGAGUCUGGAAAUGGCGGUGGCACCUCUGAACGUCUGUCUUCAACUCCAUCCAGGGGCGUGGCCCCCAGCCAUGGCCAUGCUUCCGAACACCCUGUGAGUGGCCUGCACAGACCACAGGCUCUGCUGGCUCCGCGCUUCUAUAGCAACCAGGGAGCCUCUGUGGGCCACUCAUCCCAGACCAGGCUGAGCCUGGUGGCAUCUUUGAACAAAGAAAACAUAAAGUACAAACGCCUGGAGCCAGAAACGUGUAGACCCAAGCCACGCGGCCGAGAGGAAAGGCUCGUUUCGGCCGGGGACCGAGUGUUCCCGGCCCGGCAGGGCAGCGGCGGGCACGUCCGUCCGCCCCUUCGGACCUCACCUCCAUCCCACCCCGGCUCGCGCGCGGGCGGCGCUCGCAGGGGCGCGGAGGACGCACAGGAAACCGGAAAAUCCCAGAGCACCUUCUACUUGUCAAACCCUCAGACUCAGCUUGUCUUCUUCAUGUAUCCCCCUCCCUGCCGCAGAAUCCACCCUACCUCUGGCAUUGGCGUGGCUCGAGGCUCAGUCUGUGCCUACUCUGUGCCCCCGCUCGGCUGUGGAUUCCUGAAGAACAGGAGCCUGGUUUCACAGAACUUGGGAGACGGGAAAGAUGAAUGCUAUGAGGAUAAAAUUGUCUCCUUGUGUCUGCAGUUCUGCUGGGACUGUAAAAACUCGAAAGGGUCUCCUGAUAGCCACAAACCUCAGCUUGCUAAAAACAGACACAUCCAAACAUUGAGAAUGCCCGCCAUCUCUCCUGUGUCCCCUCCCCACCACAUCUAGCAAUGCAUCCUCUAUGCACAUAAUGGGCACUUGAUAACCCUGAGAGGAAUAAAACUCAAGUGUUCUGUAAGUUAAGUUUCAAGCGAUCAAAGUGAGUACAGUAAAUCAGGAAGGAAUAGACAGGAAUGGCCGUAAACCCAGUCAUUUUACAGAUAACUUCUAGGCUAAGAGUCCCUCAGCUCUGAC